AUGACCCAACCGCCGGCCCAACCGCAUCUUACACCACAAUUCUGCUUCUCGACAGGAGCUCUGAGAGAUUUUCUACGACUUUCUCGCGCGACCGUCGACGACUCGAUCACCCAGAAUCUCAACGCCCUGGUGACACCCGCGCGAGCCGGUUUCGACCCUUCGUCGACCUCACAGCGAACACCGCGUUCCUUUCCUCGACAGAUAGAUCCGCAAGCAUGUCAAAACUUCAAGGACCAGGUGCUCUUCCCGACAUGGCAUGCGCGAGCUGAAGUUUUGCACUACUGCGGAGUAGUUGCCACGAGCCCGGACCCCGACGAUCCGGAGGCCCUGGUUCAGCAGAUUGAGGCGGCGAAAGACAAGGAGCGAGUUGUCGACGAACGGUUGGAUCCAUAUUCUGGAAGAUUCUUCCCUCGAGAGCCUCGGACGGAGCAGCUCGCGAUGCUUAUCCGGCAAGAGAAGGGGGUGGAGAACAUUGUGCGAACGAGAACGUGGGAUAUGGUGAAGCAAAGAUGCGGCGAGUCGGUCAACACGUGGGAGCAGGCUCUCGCAGGUUGGCGAUCAAGAGCUGCCGCCAAAAGCGAUGGCCGAUGA
Messenger RNA from Colletotrichum orchidophilum, 591 nucleotides. Its product is annotated as caffeine-induced death protein 2. Gene Ontology annotation, cellular component: mitochondrion; mitochondrial intermembrane space. The transcript is spliced from 2 exons. NCBI's taxonomy places the organism in Eukaryota, Fungi, Ascomycota, Sordariomycetes, Glomerellales, Glomerellaceae. The coding region runs from base 1 to 591 and encodes 196 amino acids. The record is from RefSeq and is a predicted model, not a curated record.